AUGUCACACUCAAGUGCUAGUCAUGGUGUUCUUCAUGAUAAUCCAAUUUCUCCAGCAAUUCCACGUAAACCAAAAUCUCCAGAUAAAGACUUGAAUCAAACAUUUGAUCAAAACCUUAUCAACUCAACUGAAAUCGAUGGGCUCAACUCAAACUCAACAACUACAAAUCAAUUUUCACCGGAAGAAAAUGCAAAAGCUACAGCAGAAGAAACAGAAAAUGAUGAGGUAGAUAUGGACUCAUCUCAAGUUUCACAAACUCGACAAGAGAUGAAUAUAGCAUUGAAUCAACCUUCGUUGAUUUUUGUUGAUGAACAAAACAAUUUUUCCACUGGUCAAGACACGACCACCAACAACAAUUUUUAUACUACUACUAUUAAAGAAAAUAAUCAAAAAACAAAAAAAAAUUUAUUAUUAGAAAAUCAAAAAGCACAAAAAAAUUUAUUAUUAGAAAAAGAAAAAAUUCAAAAAAAAAAUAAUACUAUUAAGGAUAAAACUCCGCUUAUGUCCGAAAUUUUAUCAGGUCCAAUAACCGGAAGUUCAAACAAAAACCCAAUUAUUGGUAAAAUCGACUCCAGAAACAACAAAUGGUAUAAUGAAUACAAGACAUUAGUACAAAAAUUGAAACAAGGAGAAAAUUUGACAAUCGAGGAGGAAAGCACAUAUCAAACGUUAUUAAAUAUCAAUAUUUAUGUGAAUACUAUCGGUAAAGAAAAAUGGUUAUCUAUGUUAGGUAGAUUAAACAAGCCGAAAGACGAUUUUAUUCUUGAUUGCGUUGAAGAAUUAAGCAAUAGAAUAGAUCGGAAAUACAAUUUAAAAUUAGAAGUACAACAGGGUCUUGAAUCAAUUUCUGGUAUUGAAUUAUAUGAGGCUGCUAGAGAAUAUUUCGAAGAAAAUCUUGCAAAACAAUUAAAAGUUGAAAAAGAACAAUUGAACAUAGAUCAAAUUACCUUUGAGAAGGAAAAGGAAUUAAAUCAACAAAAUACUUUGUCAAUAAAAACUGAAAUAGAUUUAAUUACACAAGAAGCUUACAAGACGAAUGAAUUGACAAAGAAACAAGAAAUGACUGAAAAACUGAAUAAGUUGAAACAAGAUUUGGUAAUUCUUUCACAAGAAAAGCAAGAUAUUAUUAGAAAAAUCAAAAAUUUAAUCAAAUUACAAGAAGAAAUUGAAAUUUUUAUUGAGUUAUCAGACAAUAAACUAUUUUCAGUAAGUAUUUCCUCCAAGGACUUUCUUUAUUUGGAAUUGAACCACCUGUAUAACAUGAAGUUAAAUUUUAUUCAAAAACAACCACUGUUUGAUAUUGUGGGUUAUCUCGAAAACCUUGUGGAAAAAUACAAUGAAAUUCCAUAUAAAACAGGGAUAAUUCCAAUUAAGCCCAUGAAAUAUGAUUCCGAUUGUGUCGCGAUCUUUGAAUUAAAACAUAAGGCAACAAAUAGAAAUCCAGAUGGAUUAUUAGACAUCCAUUUCAACAAACCUAUCUUGUAUUCUAAGACAGCUACAGAGAAAAUUCAAGUUCAAUUGAGAAACUCAACCAACAAAGGUAUUAAUCAGACUCCAAUUGAAUAUAAAAUUCUCAAAAGAUCUGAGACUAUCUCCCAAAGAAGUCCUUACAGAAUAGAAUCAGACAACAUUGCAAGCUCUUAUUAUUUGAUAGAAUUCAAAGGAACUCAAAUCCCAAAUAUCAGAAACCAACUUGAUUGGUCAAGUAAAUUAACAAUAGUUUCUGAUUUUAAAUUUUGCACAUAUUGCAAAGCAAUUGGUCACGUCAUACAUUCUUGUGAAAAACGUGGAUGUAAAACUUGUCAACUGAAAACACAUCUCACGUUUGAACACAACAAACACAUACCAUCUAAAUAUUUGAAGGAAUCAAAUAACUACAAACCGAAUGCAACCACAACAUUUUCAAAUGAUAAUAAAGAUCAAAAUUCGGAAAAAGAAUGGACACAGAUAACUGGAACAAGGAAACAUCAACCUCCACAAACAAAAACUUUUGAUUUCCAAACCAACUCAUUCGAAAUAUUAAAACACAAAGGUCUGCAAGACACAAAUCAAGAUGAUAGUCUGGAAUCCUCUUUUUCAGUAAAAUCGUCAAUUCAAGAAGGAAUCUCACCUAAAAGGGUUGUUAAAACAAGACCAUUUCAAAGACCAAAUAAAAAGUCCAGACCCAUGACCAAUCAAGAAAUUGAUAAAUUUUUAGAUUCACACAUCCAAAAAGUAAAUCAAGAGAGAGAAGAAUUACAACUUUCUUCCAAUAUCAAUGAAGUAACUAAAACAAAAACAAAUUCAGAUGGAAACAAGACAUUGAAUAAUAGAACUAACUCAAAUAUCAGCGUACAAAAUCCUGAAUUAAAUAACACUUCCGCUUCAAUACAAAACUCCGACCAUUCAAGAGAUUCAACCAUUUCAAAUAACAAAGUUUCAAAUAUAACAACUGACCAAUCCAACAAUUUAACUGAUUCAAACACAAAUGAAGAGGUAACACCACCAGAUCCCGGGCGUGUCUCACAAACCCUGUCGAAUCUGGUAAUCAAUAAUUUAUCAUUAUGA
Molecule: messenger RNA, 2547 nt
Organism: Lodderomyces pseudojiufengensis
Lineage: Eukaryota; Fungi; Ascomycota; Pichiomycetes; Serinales; Debaryomycetaceae
Exons: 1
Coding region: 1-2547 (848 amino acids)
Source: RefSeq, a predicted model, not a curated record